CCCCCCCCCUCUCUCUUUUCCCCAAUUUUCCAAUUUAAAAUCCCCACACACUGCGCAGUAGUUUCUUCUUCGCAAUAGAAAAUUCCCAUUACAUUGCAUAAUUACAUUCAUGGUUUCCUUAGCCUCGUCUCCUCCUCUCCCCUCCUCCUCUCGCCUCCGCCUCCGCUGCUGCGAAGACACCCUCGGCCUCCGCCGCCGCCGACCCCCGCUCUCCGCCGCCGCCGUCGCCGCGGAGUUGCAGCUGCUGGAGCGAUCGGCGGCGGCGCUCUCGGCGGCGGCGGCGGCGAUGGCGCCGGCGCCGCCGAGGCCGCGGCGGAUCGUGCUGGUGCGGCACGGGCAGAGCGAGGGGAACGUCGACGAGGCGGCGUACGCGCGCGUCCCGGACCCGCGCAUCGGGCUCACGGCCCAGGGCUGGCGCGACGCCGACGAGUGCGGCCGCCGCAUCCGCCGCCUCGUCGAGAGCGGCGGCGCCGGCGACGAUUGGAGGGUCUACUUCUACGUCUCCCCCUACCGCCGCACGCUCGAGACGCUCUGCGGCAUCGGCCGCUCCUUCGAGCCCCUGCGCAUCGCCGGCAUCCGCGAGGAGCCCCGCCUCCGCGAGCAGGACUUCGGAAAUUUUCAAGACAGGGAGAAGAUGCGAGUCGAGAAAGAAACCCGGCUCAGCGAAGUGGUCGUUUUUUUUAAGCCGUUUUCCCAAAUGGAGAAUCGGCUGCUGACGUAUAUCGACCAGAUAACAGGUGGUACAAGUUGGACCGGGAGCAGUUCGAGGGUUGAAAUAAUCUUCCGCAUAUGGUGGAAUGUUGGUUAUGCAAACAGGGAAUGGCGGCAGCUACAGCCCCUUCUUGUGCAUCAUACCGUCGAGGAGCUUAGAGCAUUUGUUUCACUGAAGAAAUGUUAUAAGAUCAAGAUGUUG
This is a messenger RNA of Ananas comosus (pineapple), 913 nucleotides long. RefSeq lists its product as uncharacterized. The transcript has 4 exons. The annotation marks the transcript as partial. Lineage: Eukaryota; Viridiplantae; Streptophyta; Magnoliopsida; Poales; Bromeliaceae. Gene Ontology annotation, molecular function: phosphatase activity. The record is from RefSeq and is a predicted model, not a curated record.